Molecule: messenger RNA, 3968 nt
Organism: Cydia strobilella
Lineage: Eukaryota; Metazoa; Arthropoda; Insecta; Lepidoptera; Tortricidae
Product: DDB1- and CUL4-associated factor 5
Exons: 15
Coding region: 153-2804 (883 amino acids)
Cellular component (GO): Cul4-RING E3 ubiquitin ligase complex; cytoplasm
Molecular function (GO): protein binding
Source: RefSeq, a predicted model, not a curated record
AUAAAAGAAAAUAAUCAUUAUUGAUUUGUUUCACGUGUAAAGAAACGUAAAAGAUGUUUUUAAAAAUAUUCUACAGCUGACUGUCGACGCAGGACAGGACAAAGUUUUGAUUUCUCGUGAAUAAUAAGAAAAUGGUUGUUUAAAAUCUCAGAAUGGCGAAUAAAGCUAACCCGUUACCAUAUAUCAAGAAAAGGGAAUAUGGAAUAGUGCACGAUCUUAAGGCUACGUUGUUUGAAAACAGGUUGAGCGCAGCGAAGAACCUGUAUCGAAAAGAUUUAAAGUGCCAUUUUGGAUGUGUAAAUGCUAUCGAGUUUUCCAGUAAUGGCGAAAUACUUGUAUCGGGUGGAGAUGACAGGAGGGUGAUGUUAUGGCAAUUCGGGCAGGCCAUUGUGGAUCGAGGCCAACCUGAGGCCAUGAAGUCCACCCAUCAGUCUAACAUCUUUUGUCUUGGGAUUACUGAUGACUCAAAGAAGAUUUACUCUGGAGGCAAUGAUGAUAUGGUAAUUGUACAUGAUGUGGCGAGCAAGCGCCCAGUAGAAGUGUUAAGCCAUCAGCGCGCUGUGUGCUGCCUCAGCAUCGACCCAUAUAACGACCGUGUGGUCUCCACGGCGGGCAACGAUGGCAGACUUCUGCUCUUUGAUACUAGGCAGUCUGUUCAUGAGUCCUUGGUGAUAUCGCGCAGCAGGAAAGCCUUCCACGGAGUGAUGUUCCACCCCACGCAGAAGGACAUACUCGUGUCGGCAAACGCUCGGGAUGGAGUCGCACUAUGGGAUCUCAAGUCGCCAAAACGCCCGUUGAUCCGCUACACUGGCACCAAUGGCCCUUUCCAAAACAGCAUGUCGGUCCGCUUUAACAAAGCCGGUACGCAUGUACUCGCGCUGCGGCGGCGGCUCCCGCCAGUGCUGUACGCACUUUAUGAGCAAGAGCCGCGUGCAGAGUUCUAUCACCAGGACUACUACAACUCGUGCACCAUGAAGAGCUGCAGUUUCGCAGGCGAGAGUGACAAAUAUGUGCUAUCAGGGUCCGAUGAUUUUAACCUUUACUUGUGGAAAGUUCCUGAACCUGGAUGUGAAGAUGUGGUAGUGGAGAGCCCGCACAUAGUGCUGUACGGGCACCGCUCGAUCGUGAAUCAAGUGCGUUUCAACCCGCAGUACUCUCUCAUUGCCUCGUCCGGAGUCGAGAAAAUCAUCAAGCUGUGGUCGACGAUGGAGUACCCGGCGAUGCGCGGCGACUUGCUAGAGAGCGCCACUGGCUCGGACAAUCCGCGGGAGAUCUACGGCCAAGACGACUAUGUGACGCUCAUGCACCACAAUGGACAGUACAUAUCACACAACUACGCGGACCAAUCCACGAGCGAAGACCCCCGAAUGAUGGCAUUCUUCGACUCGCUAGUGCAACGCGAGCUUGAGUGCCUCGGUGAGAGUUCCGAGUCUUCAGAAGCGGCGCAUCACACUGAUUCCUGUGAGGAAGAGGCGCAUCUACUAGCGGACUUUCUGCCGCUCGUACUGCCGCCCAAGAUACGGAUAAGUAACAGCGCAAACCGCAGUCAAAGGGGUCCAAAUAGGCUGGCGCGGUUGGUUGCGUCGCGCUAUCCAAAGAAUUCACGUGAAGCCCAGAAAAGAGGCACAGUCAGACGCAGCAAGCACCUGGACCGCCGGGCGUUGCUCAGCAAGUUCAAGAUGCUACCGACGCGCGCGAGCGCCAAGGGCAAGCAGAGGUCGAGCGGGUCGUCUCGACGCGCUCCGCGGGGACUUGAGAACGGGCCGCGAUCUCGCUUGGUGCGGUGCGCACGCGCGGGGGCGUCGGGGGCGGGGGCGGGGGCGGCGGGGGCGGGGGCGGCGCGGCGCGACCCGCCCUCCAGCGAGCGCGACGAGGACGAGCCGCGCCCGCUCUACCGCGCCACUGGACGGAACCUCCGGCCGUUGCGCAGGCGAAUGAAUCUGUCCAGAGCAUCGAAAAGGAAAACUAAAGCUACAAAUACUAGUUACAGGAAGUCUGUUAUGAAUUUAAGAAGCAGUGGAUUAACCCAGGAUAAUGCCGUCCCCCUUUCGAGUAGAGCUGACUAUCUGGAUCGCCUCGAUUCGAUGGCGUUACCAAGCACAAGCUCAGGUUACAGGGGCGAAAACACGUCGGCGCUGUUCAGAGUAGCGGCCGAUUCCGACGACCAGUCGGGCAGCGGGUCGUCGUCCCCCGCCAGCGUCUGCGACGGCCGCCCCGCGCACCGCGCACAAGGCUACCACCUCGCCUUCACCACACCGGGACCCUACAACAACGGAUCGUACACGAGAAUGGAGGAAUACAUGGCCCAAUACAAUGGAGACGAAACGCGCGACUCGCUAAUAGUGGAGCCCCCGGAAUCCGACUCCACCCCGCCACCUUCCGAAACCAGGCAUAGGAUCCGAAAAGGGAGGAGGACGGGAAGGAGUUUGAAAAGGAUAGAUUCCAGCGAAUCGCCCCCGCCAAAAGACCAGGCGAUCGUUCCCGAUAGGUUAUCCCCUAAAGAGUAUAAUAACAGGAGUGUAGCGCGGCUGAUGAACGAGACGAACGAGAGUGAAGUAGAGAGCAGCUGCAGCACCGAAGGUAGCAUGUGGCCCGGGCCCGGGGCCGGCUCGCUGCGGACGGCGGGGCCGACGACCCCGGACAGCGGCGUGGGCACGGCGGCCGGCAGCAGCGAGCGCCGCGCGCGGCGUGCCGGCGACGUGUCCGACGACCAGGACUGUGGCGUGCAGGCGCUUAAGCUGAGGCAGCGAGUCAAAAAGGCGAGGCGCAACUAUAGGAAACAUAUGGAGUCUGAUUCUAAUUGAUGUGAGAAACUUUACUAUAAGAUUCUAUUGAGCGGCCAGAACGGAAAUAGUGAUAGCCCAUUUAAAAAAAAUACCUAUUGAAGGUUUCAAAAGAGUCAAGAAUUUUUAGGAACGAGUUCAGUUAUGAUUUUAAGCGCAGUUUUGGGACAUUCGUUUGAUUAAAAAUAAGAAUAUGAAAGCAAAAAUGUUCUUUUAAAUCAUAAUUAAACAUGGCCUUUUUAUUCUGAUUGAUGUAUGAUUAUAUUAAAUCUAUGUUUUUAUUCUAAAUGAUAGUUGAAAACUAUGCUCUUUUUUCGGGCAGAUGGGCAGAUGAAUAUUUAAACUAUUGUUUCAGUUCUUCUUGUUCAGUUGAUUCAAUGUAUCCGAUGUUAAGAGGUGAACGACUGAACAUACCAGGUAUACUAUGUAACAUUAAUAAGUUGUGUAAUCUCAAACCUAGAGGUUAUUAACUUAUAAAAAAAUAUUUGAAAUGAUCGAAGUCAUCGUUGUACGAUAAACAAGUGCCCAAGUCUGUUUUUAAUUUUAUUAUGAGAACCAAAAACAAUUUGGGAAACAGGGCUUUCACAGUUAUCUCCCUGGACCCUUCAAGUGGAUUAUUGAUUAACGUAACAUAAUUACUUGUUACAAUAAUAAGACACUACGCGACGACUUUUUUGCUGCUACUCAGUUUGAGUCAUGAGUCUGACGCAAUUCGGCGUUGAUAUACCCCAUUACCUUUAGAGCACGUACGCUGAGGUUGAGGUUGGGUGCGGAGCACCUCACUUUCAUACUAUAAGUUGGCAGUUAAGUCACUGUGUGGAUGCGGAUUGAUUCUAAGGCCUUGUUUUCCGGUUGACGCUUUUUUGACUUCCAAACAAUAUGACGCAUGCAAAUGCAGCGUGCGGCGUCAACUGGAGACCAAGCCCAAACUCGUAAGAACUUGAGUGCCACAAAUGUGUAUCUAAUCAGUUUCCUUUUUGAAUAGUUUGUUAUUAUUGUAAAGGUAUUGUGAUCACUAUUAUUAUUAUUACUUCAAUAGUCGAUAAGAGCCAUCAUGUUCUUUAAAAUGGUUAUUAGCGUUAGACCAAUCUGGUAAAUAUAUUAUAUUAACAAAAAAUAUUUUUGUUUAUUAUUGUUCUAUUUGGUUUUCCAUAUUUUCAUAUAAAAAUAUACCGUCUUUCUGGA